AUGGCCCAGACAACCCCAGUGCCCAUGGGUCCCUGGAAGCUUUGUGUUUUCCAGAUCACUGUGUACGAUCAGGAGUACUUCCAGGGAAAGCGUAUGGAGUUCACUGCCAGCUGCCAGAACAUUAUGGAGUGCGGGAUGGAGAACGUCCGUUCCCUGAAGGUCGAGUGUGGCGCCUGGGUCGGCUACGAGCACUCCAGCUUCUGUGGCCAGCAGUUCGUCCUGGAGAAGGGAGACUACCCCCGCUUUGAGGCCUACAGCGGCAGCAACUCCUACCGCAUUGAGAGGAUGAUCUCCUUCAGGCCCAUCUGCUGCGCUAACCACAAGGAGGCCAAAAUGACCAUCUUCGAGAAUGAGAACAUGGCCGGUCGUCAGUUUGAGCUGACUGAUGACUACCCUUCUCUGCAGGCCAUGGGCUGGGUGAACAAGGAGGUUGGAUCCAUGCAGGUUCAGAGCGGAGCCUUUGUGUGCUACCAGUACCCUGGCUACCGUGGCCACCAGUACAUCCUGGAGAGCGACUGUCGCGGAGGAGAGUACAAGUGUUACCGUGAGUUUGGCUCCCAUGCCCAGACUCCCCAGAUCCAGUCCAUCAGAAGGAUCCAGCACUGA
This is a messenger RNA of Thunnus maccoyii (southern bluefin tuna), 606 nucleotides long. Its product is annotated as beta-crystallin A1-like. The record is from RefSeq and is a predicted model, not a curated record. The transcript has 5 exons. Gene Ontology annotation, molecular function: structural constituent of eye lens. Bases 1 to 606 code for a protein of 201 amino acids. Gene Ontology annotation, biological process: lens development in camera-type eye; visual perception. Lineage: Eukaryota; Metazoa; Chordata; Actinopteri; Scombriformes; Scombridae.